Messenger RNA from Aspergillus calidoustus, 675 nucleotides. The record is from the annotation of a GenBank genome assembly. Lineage: Eukaryota; Fungi; Ascomycota; Eurotiomycetes; Eurotiales; Aspergillaceae.
AUGAAUAUUGUCGAGUGGGCAUUCGGAAAGCGCAUGACGCCCGCAGAGCGUCUCCGCAAACACCAGCGGGCGCUCGACAGAACGCAACGCGAACUCGACCGGGAGCGAAUGAAGUUGGAGAACCAGGAAAAAAAACUCAUCCAGGAUAUCAAGAAGAGCGCAAAGAAUGGGCAAAUCGGGGCCUGCAAAAUCCAGGCGAAGGACCUGGUCCGGACACGAAGGUAUAUCCAGAAGUUCUAUCAAAUGCGGACACAACUACAGGCCAUUUCGCUGCGCAUUCAAACCGUUCGAAGCAACGAACAAAUGAUGCAGUCGAUGAAGGGCGCUACCAUGUUACUGGGGAGCAUGAACCGGCAAAUGAACCUCCCCGCGCUGCAGCGAAUCGCGAUGGAAUUUGAGCGAGAGAACGAGAUCAUGGAUGAGCGGCAAGAAAUGAUGGACGACGCAAUCGACGAGGCCACAGGAAUGGAGGGUGAGGAAGAAGAGGGCGAAGACAUUGUCAAGGAAGUCCUAGAUGAGAUCGGUGUGGACCUCAGUUCGGCGCUUGGCGAGACACCGACAGGAAUACAGAAAGAGUCGGUCAGCGAGACUCGCGUUGCUCAAGCAGUUGGAGCCGGCGGUCCUGGCGGCGCCGAUGACGAUCUCCAAGCAAGGCUAGACAGUCUCCGACGAUAA